Carassius carassius (crucian carp) is the source of this 4825-nucleotide messenger RNA. RefSeq names its product forkhead box protein J3-like. Gene Ontology annotation, cellular component: nucleus. The coding region runs from base 334 to 2148 and encodes 604 amino acids. Gene Ontology annotation, molecular function: RNA polymerase II cis-regulatory region sequence-specific DNA binding; DNA-binding transcription factor activity, RNA polymerase II-specific. The transcript has 12 exons. Gene Ontology annotation, biological process: regulation of transcription by RNA polymerase II. The record is from RefSeq and is a predicted model, not a curated record. NCBI's taxonomy places the organism in Eukaryota, Metazoa, Chordata, Actinopteri, Cypriniformes, Cyprinidae.
UCCGAGAGAAAGACGAACGACCGAGCGAGAGAGAGAGAGGCGGAGAAGCUAGGAGACGCUACGGACAAACCGGUAAAGGGAUUGCGGCUCUCAAACUCACGAUAAAGACGGAGUGCUGAGGCUCGUUUUGAGGAAACAGAGGGAGCUGUGAUCGAAAAAAGGAAGGGGACGGCUAACUUUGACAGACCUGCACUGGCCUCCAGCAGCGGACGCGAGCCCGGGUUUUGUUUUUGAGAGACGCCAACAAAAACAGUGAUCUGAGGGAGCCUCCUCGUCGUCGCCGCACCGGAUUGUCACCCCUCCUUUGCCGCCGCCACCACUCGACCUGCCACCAUGACGUCAGAGCUGGAGAGCAGCUUGACCUCCAUGGACUGGCUGCCGCAGCUGACCAUGCGGGCGGCCAUUCAGAAAUCGGACGCCCAGAACAUUCACGGGCCGGGCAUGGCGAAGAAGAGCGCCCUGCUGGACCCCAACACCACACUGGACCAGGAGGAGGUGCAGCAGCACAAGGAUGGCAAACCACCGUACAGCUACGCCAGCCUCAUCACGUUUGCCAUAAACAGCUCGCCAAAGAAGAAAAUGACACUGAGCGAGAUCUACCAGUGGAUCUGUGACAAUUUCCCCUAUUACAGGGAAGCCGGCAGCGGGUGGAAGAACUCAAUACGACACAAUCUCUCGUUGAACAAGUGUUUUCUAAAAGUGCCACGCUCCAAAGAUGACCCGGGAAAGGGUUCGUACUGGGCAAUCGACACAAAUCCGAAGGAGGACACGCUGCCCACACGACCCAAGAAGAGACCACGGUCUGGAGAGCGGGCGUCCACGCCAUACAGCCUGGAGUCGGAUAACUUGGGAAUGGACUGCAUCAUCUCUGGAAGUGCCUCUCCAACGCUGGCAAUCAACACUGUGACUAACAAGGUGGCAUUGUACAACCCUGACCAGGACGGGAGUGACAGCCCUCGAAGCAGCCUUAACAAUAGCCUCUCUGACCAGAGCCUGGCCUCUGUUAAUCUCAACAGUGUGGGCAGCGUGCACAGCUACACACCAGUGACGAGUCAUCCAGAGUCGGUGUCCCAGUCCAUGAGCUUGCAGCAGGCCCCUCAGGCCCAGUACAACAUACCGGAACGCGACAAGCAGCUGCUCUUCUCUGACUUCGAAGAUCUCAGUGCCUCUUUCCGCAGCCUUUACAAGACUGUGUUCGAGCAGUCCUACAACCCACAGGGUCUGAUGGGUAUGCCCUCGGAGUCGUCCCAGCAGACCCACACCUCCUGCUCUUACCAACAUUCCCCCAGCAGCACCAUCAGCACCCACCCUCACAACAACCAGAACAGCAUCACUAACUCUCACCCCAACAACGGUAGCCAGGUGCCUCUCUCCCACCCCCCUCACUCGGCCCACAACUCGCCCCACGGACAGCACCUCUCCCAGCAUGGCCCUCACACCCAGCACAGCCAGCACCCACACACGGCGCUCAGCCAGCACAGCCAACAUCCCCAGCACAGCCAACACAGCCAGCAUGGGCAGCAUCCCUCCCAGCACCAGGCCCACGGCCAGCACACGUCGCAGCAGCAGCACCAGCACCAGAAUCUGUCCCACCAGCCUCAUCCUGCCCAGCAACAGAUGCAGUGCAACACCGGUCUUCCCAGUGACUGGUACCCCAACCUGGAUGCACUAAAAGAAAGCUGCCGCAUCGCCAGCAGCUACAACUGGGCUGAUGUUGAUCUGUCACCCUUCCAAGGUUUGAAAGAGAGCAUGAGGCAGGCAGAGCUGAAUAACUGGUCUCUCGAGCCCACUCAGAUUGCAGACCUCUGCUCCUCCAUCAAUCAGUUCUUUGCUCGCACUGGAAUCCAGCCACAAGGGGCAGUGCAACCUCCAGUGUGCCACGGCUCCAUGCAUCCAAAACCCAACACACACAUCAACACAGUGUGUUUUUCAGGAAACAUGUACAUGGACUCGAGACAGAGCUUGAGUUCAAUGAUGGGUCCACCAGGAUAUCCUCAUAUGCCUCCCAUGAGCAGCGCUGGCCCCACUAUGACAGGCCAUCACGCUCAAAUGAACCAGCAGCAUAUGAUGCCUGCUGGAAACUUCCAGAUACGCCGCAUGCCUGCCGAUGACAUCCAGGAUGACUUUGACUGGGACUCCAUCGUCUAACCCAGUCCCUGAGAGCGAAGAGUGGUGCAGACACAAUGAGAACGGAGCGUAUGGAGUCAGUGUGUUAUUGUUACAGAGCAAGAGGGCUGGACCUGAGGUGUCUGCAUGCCCACGACAGAAGGCAGAUGGAAAUGGGACACUUGAAAAAUAGUGCAGGUGUUGUUCAUAAUGACCUGAAAGAAACUCCUGUGUUCCUGGUGUUUUUAUGAAACAAAAACAAACAAAAAAAAGAUAUUACUUUGAAGACAAUCACAUUUACUAGGACAUGUUUAAGUGAUCGCUUUUAUACUUGUCCAAGGGGCAAGUGGUUUGUUAAGUCAAAUGUCUCCCGACCCACAGCCUCUCUGCAAACUUGCCAAGCUCGCCCCUGCUCUUCAACUGUUCUGUGAUUUUUCGAGUGAUUGCAUCCGGCUUGUUCUCCCCUCUCAUGGUGAUAAACUCAGGCCUCGACUGCCUAUCAGACAAGAUUGGCUCCCUCAUUUAUGUUGUGAAACUUCAUCUGAGAUGCAGGGCACUUUUCAGAAGAGGACCGAAGGUGCAGGUAAUGUGACACUCGAAGCACCUGCCGUUGUUCAGGCACAAGUAGCCCUUUUUGUUUUUGCUCCUCUGACCCUACACACUGUAAAAUGCAGACAUCGCCAUGCAUCCAAAUCCAGCAGAUUUUACUGAUUGUUAAGGCUCAUAAAGAAACAUGUAAGCCACAUUAACUGCAGUAUUUGUACUUGUGUAUCUUUGCUGUCUGAAGUGUGUCAUGUUUUUGUCACUAAUAGUUUUAGGCUAGUCUGAACGUGUGUGUCAGAAAAUGAUCUCGAUCCAGACCUCACUAUCGAUAUCCUCAUUGCUUUAUUUUUGCAUGUACAAUCCUCGUUCUGUUGACCAUCACCCGUCAACCUGUAGUCUCCCGAUAGGACUGCGUUGCUUUUUGAGUUCGUUUAAAGCCCUCAGGACCUGCCACAGAAAAUUUCAUGCAUUGUUUAGGAGCAAUCACUUCCCUGACUGGAGAUUUAUGGAAUACCGGAGAGCCCUGUUCGCGUUGCGAAAUCAGCCUCUGUGUGGCUCUUUACAGCAGUGUUGAGAAGGAGAUGAAAAUCACGUCAAGGCACAUUUGCUUAAUGGUCCGCAAUAAAAGAGCCCUCUUUAUUUUAACCCUAGGACCAACUGACAUGAAAUCGCUUGCUCUUUGCUGCACUGACAAGAACAUUUUGCAGAGAGCAUACCUUCACUUUAGCUUUUGAAUGCUGUGUGUAGCGUAAUACUGAGAGAAAGGAGAUCACUAAAAUACUUUGAUACACUAAUAGCCUUAUUUUGGAGGAAUGUUAACUGCUGCGUUUGAAAUUCUACUACUAAGAAGUUGUGCAAAGUUUAAAAUCACACACGUUCAGACCAUCCUUCGAAAAAACUAAACAAGAAAAACAUCUACUUGGAUGUAGGAACUAAACAGUAGCUGCAUCCUGCUCUAUCAAGUGUAGCGCCCUUAAGCAGCUGUAAUUAGCAUACUACAGUCUAUAUUUUAAGACGUUUAGUUGAAAGUAUCUGCUAACUUUACAAACCAGUGUCAUUUUAUCAUAUCAGUGAUAUUAUGGAAUAUCUGUGUGCAAUAUAAUUAAUCUAGGGCUAUUAAUGAUUACAAUCAUCUCUCUUAAAGAGCACAAAACUGAUGCACAAGAUCUGGACAAGAAUAGCAGAACCCAAAUUAGAAAUAUGUCCGGUCUUUGACCUUCAGCAGGGUAUUUCUCAGUUGGAAGCAGCACUUCGAUUAGACCAAAUUUUAGAGUGCAGGGCUGGUUUAGAAAAGCCAUAAAAUGCAGUUGAAAAGGGAAGGAGUGGAUCUCAUAGCUUGAAGGUUUAUGCACACCUUUGUCUUCAGUAGUUUUCAGUCGUCUUUAUGGGCUUUGUUUUGUUAUUCAUCAGAGUGUACGUGCUAAUAGACUUGGAAAAGUGAACUGACCUUAUGACAAUCUUUUUUUUUUUUAUGUAUCACAGUAUUCUAAACUCUCAAAGUAUUUACACUAGUCAUUGAGAUGCAUUGGCCUUUAUCCCUAAGACCCUUAAUAUAAUGGAACAGUUUGUCAUAUGUCCUUCAAAAAAACACACAUUUAAACCUCACAGUUAGAAAGAAAAAUAAAUUAUGGAUUACAUAAAAAAUAUGUAUAUUUUAGGACAAUUAAUACUUGGAGUUUUGAAAUCAAUAAUCAUGAAACAGUAUUGUUAUUAUAAUGGCACAUAAGUACAUCUUCCUUCCAAAAUUCCCAUUACUGUAAUCUGUUCAGGAAUUUUACAUUUUCUUUUUCUUUUAGUAAUUCCCAUUAUUCUCAACAAUGAUUCAUUAGAUGUUUUCUCAUUACUGUUAAACGGUAUUUGUUUGUAGUUUAAUCAUUAAAUUUACCUUAAAGGCAGUAGAACGUGUUUAGCUUUUUUUCCCUACUAGUAAUGAUAUUUUUACAGUCUUUACAUUAUAAUAUAAAACGAUUUACAAUUUGUUUGAAUUGGGGUCAAAUAUGACACCUUUUGAGAAAUUCACCCUAAAAGGUUUGUAAUGGUUAAGGAACCCAGUCAAACUUUCUUCAUGUUCAUGACAUUUCAGCCGGAUCUUCACUGACUCCUGUCCGCGAUCAGCUAUGUAGUUGGUUACAUAUCCAUGUACAUAUCCAACUGUCAGAUUCUCUGAUGCUAAUAU